GCAGCAUUUGACAGAGUAAUAAACGCCGCUAAACCAGAUCUAUACAUCGGCCCGGCAUUACUUUUCGAUCUGAUUUGUUUAUCCAAUUCCGCGACCCCAGAUCUGCCCUUUUCCCAGUCUCCCAGUGUUGGGUGCGGAUAUGAGGAUUGACCACUUGGUGACUUGACCCGCUCGAGAAGCAACUUCCUGACUUCGUGUUUGAUGAGAAGGGAGAAGAUAGAAGUUCGAACCUGAAGGAAAACGCGGCUGCAUACGGCAUUUUGAAGCCUGUUCUAGGCACAUAUCAUGCUUUAGCAACUCCGUAUACCGUACCUACCUUUCCUACGGUUUCUCUCUUUGGCUCUCCUGGAUUCCUUACCCUAUCAUGUUCGGAAUAGACCUGUAGCCAUAUCUCCUAGACUGGCCAGCUCCUUCAUCCCCUAAGAUUUACCACCAUAUCGACGCCGUGUCCCUGUUGGGAUUCGGACGCGCAACAUCCCCAUGGCUCAAGGAAAGGCCACCGCGACGUUCAAUAUUGAUGGCUUGACGAGCAGCCAUCACGACGAUGGGAGAACCCGUUCCCCGCUAGGUCGCAAGGACUCGUCUCCGCUCAUGCCUCCGUUCAUGGUCUCCGCCCCAGGGAAGGUCAUUGUGUACGGAGAACAUGCGGUAGUACACGGCAAGGCAGCAAUUGCGGCGUCAAUAUCCUUACGGUCCUACCUCCUCGUCCACUUCCUCUCAAAAUCUCGCCGGACCGUAUCGCUCCUCUUCCCAGAUAUCGGCCUGUCACAUACCUGGGAUAUACCCGCACUGCCAUGGUCCGCAUUUUCCGCGCCGGGCAAGAAGAAAACCUACUACGACCUCGUUACAGAGCUCGAUCCCGACCUCCUGGAAGCCCUCGAGCCGCACAUCGACAACAUCUCACCCAACGCUCCCCCAGCCACGCGCAAGAUCCAUCAAUCCAGCGCCACCGCCUUCCUCUACCUCUUCCUCUCCCUCGGCACCUCCAGCUCCCCACCAUGCGUCUACACCCUCCGCUCCACCAUCCCCAUCGGCGCUGGCCUCGGCUCCAGCGCCUCCAUCGCCGUCUGCCUCUCCUCCUCGCUGCUCGUCCAAUGCCGCGCUCUCGCCGGCCCCCACCCCGACCAACCCGCUGCCGAAUCCGAGCUGAACAUCGAGCGCAUCAACCGCUGGGCCUUCGUCGCCGAGAUGUGCAUCCACGGCAACCCGUCCGGCGUCGACAACACAGUCAGCAGCGGCGGCAAGGCCGUCCUCUUCCAGCGCCGCGACUACUCCAAACCCCCGCUCGUUAAGCGCCUCAACACCUUCCCCGAGCUGCCCCUCCUCCUCGUCAACACCCGCCAGAGCCGCAGCACCGCCACGGAGGUCGCCAAGGUCGCCAACCUCCGCAAAUCCUUCCCCACCAUCGCCGAAUCCGUCCUCUCUGCCAUCGACAACAUCACCGAGUCCGCACACACCCUCCUCACCUCGGAUGACUUCGACGCCGACUCCACGACGCUGAAGACGCUCGGUGAGCUUGCCGCCAUUAACCAUGGCCUGCUCGUCGCACUCGGCGUCUCGCACCCGAAACUCGAGCGUCUACGCGCGUUGAUCGACCACACCGGAAUCGGAUGGACAAAAUUGACCGGCGCGGGCGGCGGCGGCUGCGCCAUCACGAUCCUGAACCCGGAGUGGAAAGGCAAACCCGACGGCGGCGUUAACGGGGUGAAGAAGCCAUCCCCAAAGGCUCGAACCCUCGUGCGCAACGGGACCGACUCCGAAGGUAGCUCGGAGAAGCGUAAGAGCGGACUCGAGCCGGCCUUGAUCGCGCCGAAAGCGCUCAUCCCUGCAUCCCUAUCCAACCAGUUGCAGGAAGAGGGGUUCGAGGUGUUCACGACGACGUUGGCGGGCGACGGGGUCGGCGUGCUGUGGCCGGCAGUACUGCAUAACGUGAACUCGAUCACGAAUCGGGAGGAGGGGGGCGAGGAGAUCGAUCAGGAGAAGUUCUUGACGGCGGUAGGGACGGAGGGGAUUGAGAAGUUGGUGGGUGUGAGUAAUACAUUUGAGGAGGGGCAUCCGAGACAUCGGGGUGGGGUGGGGGGAUGGAAGUUCUGGAGGUAUUAA
Eremomyces bilateralis CBS 781.70 is the source of this 2103-nucleotide messenger RNA. Its product is annotated as mevalonate kinase. Lineage: Eukaryota; Fungi; Ascomycota; Dothideomycetes; Eremomycetales; Eremomycetaceae. Gene Ontology annotation, biological process: isoprenoid biosynthetic process; ergosterol biosynthetic process. The record is from RefSeq and is a predicted model, not a curated record. The coding region runs from base 481 to 2103 and encodes 540 amino acids. Gene Ontology annotation, cellular component: cytoplasm. The transcript is spliced from 2 exons. Gene Ontology annotation, molecular function: mevalonate kinase activity; ATP binding.